AUGGCGGAGAUUAAUCAAACAAAAUGUGAUUUGGCUUUUCAAAUAUCUUAUCAUCCGAUUUAUCGUUUAGCACAGUUUUGGACACUUUCUGUUUCAUUAUUAGCCGUUCCUUCUUUGUUGUAUUUUUUGUUAAAACGGGUAUUAUUGCUCCCAUUUCAUGGAAAUCUGAAAUGCUUAUUAAUUACAUAUUUUUCAAGCAUUUUUCUAUACGCUUUGGUUUUAUGCUUUGAUUUUAGCUAUCAGUGUUUGAUUCCAUUCAUUGUCACAACAAAAUGCAGCUUGAUUAUUGACCAAACUCUGUACAAAUGCGGUCACAUGACGUCAUUAUUCUUUUUGACAACACCUAUGUUACUUCCUUUUGGCUUUUCGAUUGAAAGAUUUGUAGCAGUUGGAAUGGCUUAUAAAUAUGAGAAAAUGAGAACACUAUUGGGGCCUAUUCUGUGCUUUAUUCUUGUUGCUCCAAACUUUGUCGUAUUUUAUUUUUUGUUUCGAGAUGAACAAUUCACGGAUUCUUUCAUCUCGUUUUUAGUUCUCCCAAAUACACCAGCGGUUCAAUUUAAUAACUAUCUUUGGUUCUUGCUUUAUGCAAAAAUUGGAAAUUUUUGUUGCAAUUGUGUGCUCUUGAUAUUUCACAAAAGAUUUAAAAAUACAUACUUGAAAAAGAAAACUUCAUUAUCAGUUAGAUAUGCAUUGGAAGAAAUAUCAAAUUCAUCGAAAUUCACAUUAAUUCUCACAUUCACCCAUCUUGUUUUCUUUGGAGCAUACACUAUUGGAAGUAUUCUAGUUCGAACUCUUGGUGAAUCUUUUUUCGGAAACUUUCUCAAUUUCUAUGUUGCAAGAGGUGUAAAUUGUGCAGUUCCGACAUAUAAUUUAUUGAUCGCUUUUGUUGGAUUAAUAUCUCUUCGACAGUUGAAUUCAAGAAGACAUGCAAAAAUCUUGACAAAAGUUUUAAUAAGAGUGACAGGGCAGGAAGGUGCUAGGAAUUAUGAUGAUAUUAUUAUGCAGCAGUGGAAUACUGUCUCCAACAGAACUCGUUAA
Caenorhabditis elegans is the source of this 1038-nucleotide messenger RNA. RefSeq names its product Serpentine receptor class beta-5 (gene srb-5). Gene Ontology annotation, biological process: sensory perception of chemical stimulus. The transcript is spliced from 4 exons. Bases 1 to 1038 code for a protein of 345 amino acids. The record is from RefSeq and is marked reviewed. Gene Ontology annotation, cellular component: membrane; plasma membrane; dendrite. Lineage: Eukaryota; Metazoa; Nematoda; Chromadorea; Rhabditida; Rhabditidae. Gene Ontology annotation, molecular function: transmembrane signaling receptor activity.